Salvia miltiorrhiza (redroot sage) is the source of this 908-nucleotide messenger RNA. RefSeq names its product signal peptidase complex subunit 3B-like. Gene Ontology annotation, biological process: protein targeting to ER. The record is from RefSeq and is a predicted model, not a curated record. NCBI's taxonomy places the organism in Eukaryota, Viridiplantae, Streptophyta, Magnoliopsida, Lamiales, Lamiaceae. The coding region runs from base 197 to 700 and encodes 167 amino acids. Gene Ontology annotation, cellular component: signal peptidase complex; membrane. The transcript has 6 exons.
AAUGAUUUUCCGUCCAAUCAAUAAAUCGAGAGUUCGCAAUUAUUAUCCUCUUUUAUUUAAAAAAAACAUAAAAAAGGCAUAACCCCAUGUUUAUAUAUAUAUUGAGUCGCCAUCAAAGAGCUAAAAACCCCCCAAAUUCUUGUCCGAGUUUUUCACUCUUGAAUUUGAGCAGCAAACGCAAACACACACAGAAACAAUGCACUCUUUUAUGCAGAGAGCUAAUGUUUUACUAACGUUCGCCAUCACCCUCCUCGCGCUAAUGUGCGCCAUGGCCUCCGUCUCCGACAACUUCAAUUCUCUCUCUCCUCACGCCCAAGUUCAAGUCGUGAAUAUCAAUUGGUUUCAGAAGAAACCUGCUGGCGAUGACGAGGUUAGCUUGUCACUGAAUAUAUCGGCAAAUUUAGAGUCAUUGUUCACGUGGAACACAAAGCAGGUGUUUGUAUUUCUUGCUGCGGAGUAUGGAAACUCAAAAAAUGCUUUUAAUCAGAUUUCCCUAUGGGACGGUAUCAUACCUUCCAGAGAACACGCAAAGUUUUGGAUUCAAGCAUCUAACAAAUAUCGGUUUGUUGAUCAAGGGAGCAAUCUGCGGGGUAAGGAGUUUAACUUAACGUUGCAUUGGCAUGUGAUGCCGAAGACGGGCAAGAUGUUUGCUGACAAAAUAGUGAUGAGCGGCUACCGAUUGCCACAAGCAUAUAGGUAGACAAGUAUUGGCUUACUAACUAAUAGAUGAUUAUUGCGUCUGUUUUACUUUUGGAAAGAAAAACCAUAAAGAUAUGAUGUUGAUUUUUGAAGAAAAAAAAAUACUACUAUGAGUUAUGUAUGCUAUAUAACUAUACACUGAUCACUAACAGACUUCACGUGUUUGGUGUAGUUUGUCAUAUGUUAGUAUAUAGAAUGUCAUUUAUCUA